Vombatus ursinus (common wombat) is the source of this 3677-nucleotide messenger RNA. RefSeq names its product formin homology 2 domain containing 1 (gene FHOD1). The transcript is spliced from 22 exons. Bases 13 to 3435 code for a protein of 1140 amino acids. Gene Ontology annotation, biological process: actin filament network formation; cortical actin cytoskeleton organization. Lineage: Eukaryota; Metazoa; Chordata; Mammalia; Diprotodontia; Vombatidae. The record is from RefSeq and is a predicted model, not a curated record. Gene Ontology annotation, cellular component: cytoskeleton; cytoplasm. Gene Ontology annotation, molecular function: actin filament binding.
GCGGCGGGGGCCAUGGCGGGUGGGGAUGGCCGGGAGGACAGCGAGGCGGCGGCGGUAACGGUGAGGGUGCAGUAUUUAGAGGACGCGGACCCCUUCGCCUGCGCCAACUUCCCGGAGCCCCGCCGGGCCCCCACCUGCACCCUGGACGGGACACUGCCGCUGGGUGCCCAGAUCCCCGCUCUGCACCGGCUACUGUCGGCACCGCUCAAGCUUGAAGACUGUGCCCUGCAAGUAUCCCCAUCUGGAUAUUACCUGGACCUGGAUCUGUCCCUGGAAGAGCAGCGUGACAUGUUAGAUGACUUCUAUGAAGAGAUUGGCAAAGGGAGGAAACCCACCCUCAUUCUGCGUACCCAGCUGUCCAUCCGCGUCCAUGCCAUCCUAGAGAAGCUAUAUAGAUCCAGCGGCCCUGAGCUACGACGCUCACUCUUCUCCCUGAAGCAGAUCUUCCAGGAAGACAAGGACCUGGUACCGGAGUUUGUGCACUCAGAGGGCCUAAGCUGUCUGAUCCGAGUGGGGGCCGCUGCGGACCAUAACUACCAGAGCUAUAUUCUCCGAGCCCUGGGCCAGGUGAUGCUCUUCGUGGAUGGGAUGCUGGGUAUGGUGGAACACAGUGAAACUGUGCAGUGGCUCUACACCCUCUGUGCCAGCAUGUCUCGCCUGGUGGUGAAGACAUCCCUGAAGCUUCUUCUGGUAUUUGUGGAAUAUGCAGAAACUAAUGCCCGGCUCUUCAUCCAUGCUGUCAACACUGUUGCCAAUGCCACUGGUGCCUACCCAUGGGCCACCUUUGUGUCCAUCCUGGAAGAGAAGAACGGAGCUGACCCAGAGCUGCUGGUGUUCACCAUGACCCUGAUCAACAAGAUGCUGGCAGCUCUUCCUGACCAGGACUCAUUCUAUGAUGUCACCGAUGCAUUGGAGCAACAGGGCAUGGAGGGCAUUGUGCAGAAGCACCUGGGAAGCCCAGGCACAGACGCUGACCUCAGGGCGCAGCUUGUCCUCUAUGAGAGUGCCCUGCGACUAGAAGAUGGUGAAGAAGAGGGGGUACCAGGUGGGCGGCGGGAGCGCAGGAAGCCAGCAUCAGAGGAGGGAAAGAGGAGCCGCCGUUCCCUGGAGGGGGCAGGGUCUGGCAUCAGCUCCCCUGCUAGGGCAAGCUGCCCGAUCCUGCCCCCCUCCAAGCCUCCUGCGGAUGCUCACCCUCGCCCCAUAGGCCCAGCCCCCUGCCUCAGUUCCUCAGUGGUCUUGUUUCCCAGCCCCACUGUGGUUCCUCCUACAGAUGUGCUGGGUGAAAGAGGCGUUUAUAAAGCCCGUUUCCUGGAGAAUGUGGCAGCAGCUGAAACGGAGAAGCAGGCUGCCUUGGCCCAGGGUCGGGCAGAGGCCCUAGCUGGGGCCGUGCCAGAUGAGUUUGAUGGACACCCAGACCCCCGAGAGCUGUGGAGCACCCCAGAGCCAGACCCCACCCCCCGCACCCCUAGCACCCCAAGAAGUCCACUUCCCCGACCCCUGAUCCUAGUCCAGCGAAGCCUGGAGUCUGAGGUCGUGACCCCAGAGGCUAAUGUCACCUCAGAGCCACUCAAACCCCAGCCUUCUCUCCGAAUCGGAGACUUGGACUUCUCUGACCUAGGGGAGGACGAAGACCAGGACUUGUUGGCCACCGAGUCAUCUGGGGCCGGAGGAGAUGUCUCGGCACCACCCCCCCUCCCUGGGAAUCCCCCUCCCCCACCCCCUUUGCCCCCAGGAUGCCCCCCGCCGCCUCCUCCACCCCCUGGGCUGCCCUCCCCUCCACCAGGUCCUUCUGUCAUUGACGGUCCCAUCCUCCCUCCUAAGAGGAAGACCGUGAAGUUGUUUUGGCGGGAGUUGAAGCCUGGAAAGGGAGUCAGAGGUGUGGGUCGGUUUGGCCCAAGCCCUACCCUGUGGGACUCACUGGAGCCUGUGACUUUGGACACUGCAAAGUUGGAACACCUGUUUGAGACAAGAGCCAAAGAAGUGACGUCCAACAAGAAAGCUGCUGAAGGCCGAAGGACGAUGACGACAGUGCUGGACCCCAAACGAAGCAAUGCCAUCAACAUUGGCCUCACGGCGCUGCCCCCCGUCCAUGUCAUCAAAGCGGCCCUGCUUGGUUUUGAUGAGUUUGCUGUCAGCAAGGAUGGCAUUGAGAAGUUGCUGACAAUGAUGCCUACGGAGGAAGAAAAGCAGAAGAUCCAAGAGGCGCAGCUGGCCAACCCGGACAUCCCAUUGGGUCCAGCUGAGAGCUUCCUGUUGACCCUCGCCUCCAUUGGCGGUUUGGCUGCCCGCCUACAGUUAUGGGCCUUUAAGCUAGAUUAUGAGACCAUGGAACGGGAGAUUGCAGAGCCACUGUUUGACCUGAAGCUGGGGAUGGAACAGCUGGCCCAGAACCCUACCUUCCGCUGCAUCCUGGCAACCCUGCUGGCUGUGGGCAAUUUCCUCAAUAACUCCCAGAGCAGUGGAUUUGAGCUGAGCUAUCUGGAGAAGGUGUCUGAGGUGAAAGACACAGUGCGGAGGCAGUCCCUGCUGUAUCAUCUCUGCACCCUGGUGCUCCAGAGCCAGCCAGAGUCCUCAGACCUCUACUCAGAGAUUCCAGCCCUCACUCGGUGUGCCAAGGUGGACUUUGAGGUGCUGGCUGAGAACUUGGGGCAGCUAGAGUGGCGGAGCCAGGCAGCAGAGGAGAAUCUGAAGAGCCUGACUAAACACGACCUAACGCCUGCCCUGCGUGCCCGCCUUACCCACUUUCUAAGCCAGUGUGCCAGGCGCAUUGCCAUGCUCAAAGUGGUACACCGACGCAUGUGCAACAGGUUCCACGCCUUCCUGCUAUACUUAGGGUACCCAGCAGAAGCGGCCCGAGAGGUGCGAGUGAUGCAGUUCUGCCAGACGCUUCGAGAGUUUGCCCUGGAGUACCGGACGUGCCGGGAGCGCGUUCUCCAACAGCAGCAGAAGCGGGCCACGUACCGUGAACGCAACAAGACCAGGGGGCGCAUGAUCACUGAGACAGAGAAAUUCUCAUCGGUAGCUGAGAAAACCUCCUGCCUCCUUCCUGUGGCUGUGGGGAGUGGCCCAGGUCAGGGGGACAGGGACACAGAUGUCACCAUGCGCAGCAUGUUGAUCAGUGGGUCUGAAGCCCCAACCCACAACCGAAGGAGCCGAGGCAUGGUCCCCAACAACCCUCCUGCAGCAGCACUAGUGAGCCCAGCAACACCCCCAGAGGACAGCCCAGGCUUGGGCUCUCCCACCGACACUUCGGAUGAGAUCAUGGACAGACUGGUGCAGUCUGUGACCCGCAGCAGCCCCCGGGCCCUGGCUGCCCGGGAGCGAAAGCGAUCUCGGGGCAACAGAAAGUCCUUGAGAAGGACCCUGAAGGGCGGCCUUGGUGAAGACCUGGUGCAGGCAUUGGGACUGAGCAAAGGGCCAAGCCUGGAGGUGUGAAGGGGCAUCCCCCACCACCUCCCACUCAAGGAGCCUCCUAGGGAGGUGCGGGGGAUGGGCAGUGCGGGAGAAGAGGCGGAGAAUAGGGCCCCCUCCUCCCAGCCAUUUCAUCACUUUGUGUGCCCUCAGGGCCCAGGGGCCUGAGCAGUAUUAUUGGUGUGUGAGCCUGUGUGUUGGGUGUAUGUGUGGUCGUGUGAGAGAGAUGUUCCUAGCCUAGAGGAAUAAAGCUAUUCCUUAACCAA